This is a messenger RNA of Porites lobata, 12028 nucleotides long. NCBI's taxonomy places the organism in Eukaryota, Metazoa, Cnidaria, Anthozoa, Scleractinia, Poritidae. The record is from the annotation of a GenBank genome assembly.
CAUACAAGAAAUGGCAGUCGCAGGAUGUUGUUUCCGACGUAAUUUUGUCCGUCUUUCUGUGAAAAUUUGUCGGUUUUCAUCGACUUUAACCGGGACAGCUAGUAAGUAUUAUUUAUUUUAGUUCUUCCUUUCAGAAAAUUAAGGUAAUUCCAGAGAAUACAGUUAAAAGUUAGACUGAUAUUGUGUAUACUAAAUUUCGGAGGAAACCGGUUUCGGUUCGAAGAGAGGUUCAUUUCGCAAUUUUUCAUAAGCUUAAGCAUAGAUAUUAUUUUAAGAUUUAUUCUGUGAAUGGUCUGUCUUUGUUUCAUGCUGAGAACUUAGUCAAGGUUUUAGAAUGAUAUGAGAACGAGCAUACAUGUAAAAAUUAUGAUCGAUUUAUCAAACAUUUUUGACAGUUUGUCGUUUCAGAGGUAACCGGUCAUUUUGCCCCAAGUCAUUGCAUUUCGUGCCGGUUACUUAGCCCCCUAUUUUCGAGUCAUUAAGCGCGCUUCAAAUGUAACGUUCCUCGUUCUGUAAGCCGUAAAAAAAAAAAGCGCGCUUCUAAUGUAAUAUUCCUCGUUCUAAAAUAUGGGGGUACAGUUGUCAUUAACGGGGCAAAGUGACCCAAAAGCGUUUCAAAAGACUGGCAGUAACGUUUCAGAGCAUCAAGAUUUGUUUGUGGCUUGAUUUAAGUUGAGAUUUUUUCUGGCAAUAGACCUUUUCAUGAUUUUUUCAACUUUUUGUAUAGGCCAGUCAGAGAAAACCUGUUGACACCACUGAAAAGAGCACCUCAAUAUUAGUAAAAUUAUUGCCAAAUUUGAAAGUGAUAACAUCUUUAGCGAGCAAAGGUAUAGCUCCGCAAAGUUCCAAAAAUUUACAGAUGUUUGUAUGGCGGGGUGUAAGUUUGUGCCCCCCACCAUACAAAAGUCUGUAAAGUUUUGUGACUUUGAGGAGCUGUUUCUUCAUUAACUUUCAACAAAUCAAUUUCAAACUUAGCAGUUUUAUUAAUUUCAAGACACUUUUUUAGUGUCGACGGAUUUUCCCUAACUUGUCCAUGUCAAAAGUUGAAAAUACCAUGAAAAGGUCUAUUGCAGAGAAUCUGAAGAUUCUUGGAAGUACCAGCAUAUUCUGGCCACAUAUUUCUGCUAGAGUAAAACCCAACUUGUUGUUAUUGUUGUUUUUGUUUUAUGUUUUCAAGUUAAUAACAUGAAUUGUAUUUAUUUAUUUAUUUUAUGUAUUUUCAGAUGACAUAUUAAGAGUACCUCAUCCAGAUUUCCAUAGCCAAGAGGCUGGUCCUGUUAAAAAGUAUGAUGAAAUGGUUAGAAAUGGAAAGCUUAAGCUUGACAGAUAUCAACGACAGAUUGUUGAACAUCUCCAAAGAUUAUAUAGUGAAAUGCUUGAUUAUCAACCCAGCAAUACUGGGUUCCUUAGUAAGGUAGGGAAUGACUUAGAGUAUUAACUUGAUUGUUUUUUGAGUGUAUCAGUGCAUUAUUACUGCCAACCCAGGUCAAGAAUAGCACCCAAGAUUCCAAAAAAUGAAUCAAUUUAAUUAUUUGAAACUACAGUGGAUCUGUUAGCCACUGCAACUGCCACUACGCUUGCCACUGGCCAGUGCUGCUACUACUCCUAAUGAUAAUGAUAAUGAUAAUGCGAAUGAUAAUAAUAAUAAUAAUAAUAAUAAUAAUAAUAAUAAUAAUAAUAAUAAUGAUGAUUUAAUGAAAGAAGGAGAAUAUUACUGGUUUUCUAAAAAGUGCAGUCAGUAUAGGAAAAAGAUCCAUUGUGUGUGGCAAUAAAUUGUUUAAGUUGUUUUGACAAGGUGAGGUCUGAUUAAUGUACAGUUUUUGCUCAGUUUUCUACCUUUUUCUCCAGACUCCAGACUAAAUUCUAGGUCUUCAGAACCUAAAAGGCAUGUUUAUUUGUUGAAGUACUUUAAAAUCACUUAGAUGAUAAUAAGCAAAGACUUACUGCUGUAAAUAUUGAUUGAGCAUGAAAAAAUAAUUCUACACAUACCACUUUGAAUGCUGUAAUCUGUAAUUUGGCCUCAAUUUUCUUAUUUUUCAUAGAUAAUUCCAUCCUCGGCGACCCAGGGGCAGAUAGUGGAGACGAGGGAAAGUCUAAACAGGCGGGAAAAUAUGGCACAAAAGAAAAGUAAAGAACGGCCAGAAGAGCCCCUGGGGACAAUGUCUUACCAGACCAGUUCCAAACGGUCGCCGCCGUUCUGGCUUCUGAUUGGUGCCAGAAAACUUGUGUUUUUCUGGCACCAAUCAGAAGCCAGAAAGACGGCGACCGUUUGGAACUGGUCUGGUAAGACAUUGUCCCCAGGGGCUCUUCUGGCCGUUCUUUACUUUUCUUCGUGCCUUAUUUUUCCGCCCGUUUAGACUUUCCCUCGCCCCCACUAUCUGCCCCUGGGUCUCCGAGGAUGAGAUAAUUCUUUUCUGUUACUUCAUUUGUUCGUUUGUUUUUCAAGUUUUUUAAAUUAGGUAGUAAACAAAAGACACCCUCUGGAUUGUAUCUUUAUGGCAGUGUAGGUAGGAAUUCUCUCUCUACAAUAAAUGUUCUGUUCUAUUAGAGUCUCUAUUUUGACUCUGACAAAGAAACUGCACAAAUUGUAAGCUGUAGCUUAUAACCUUGUCUGCUUAUAAGCCUCCCCCCCCCCCAGUACCUGUAAACAAAAAAAAACCCUUUCAACCCUUUCAACUGGUUACAGUUAUAGUAAGCCCCCUGAAUAUAAGCCUCCCUCCAAAUGUAUUGAUCAGAAAUGUGUGUGUGUGUGUUUGCGUGUGUUCUGCCCACAGGUAGGUCCUUCCUUAUAGUUCUUGUUCUAAGGCGCACCUCUUGACCGUUACAUAAGGGCUGCCUUGCAUCCUUCACUCUAUCCAGCAUUCCCACUCGAGGCCUUCCAGGUGGCCCCUUUCCUAUUAUUCUCCCCUCGAUAGCUAAUGGGACAAGAUCACCAUGCGACAGGGUAUGACCAAGCUAGAAAUCAGAUCAGAUCAGAAAUGAAUUCAAUUUAUUUGUUACAACAUUUGAAAUUAAAAAAACAGUAAGUGUAACAUGUACGUGUAGAAUGUAUCCUGAUCAGCACUGCUAUAGAUUGUUUUGUAGUACUUUUUCUAUUCUGGUUACGCCCCCCGUCAGAUAUAACGCUCUCCAUCUAUAAGCCCUCCCAAAACCAUUACAAAGAUGUACAAGCAGAGGGUUUAUAAGUACAGAAGGUUAUUGUAGAUGUUGCAGCUCAAAAUGAAAUUCAGGUUUAAAUGCUUUUAACCUACUUUGAUUGGCUCAAUUUUCCUUGCCCCUUUAUCCUAAUUUAUUAUUCAUCGUGAGAGUUUAAGGAAAUUGGGAAGCUUUUUAACCUGAAUUUCAUUUUAAAUGACAAUAAUGUAUUUGAAAGUACGUACAUUAGCUUUGUUUAAGGUAUUAGUCAGUGUAGCAGGGUCCGAAAUUGCGCCUUCCUGGUCGCCAAUGCGACCAAAAAUUCAGUUCUGGUGACCAGAAUUUCAUAGUUGGUCGCCAGCUGGCGACUCGUAAAGCUGGUUGUCAUUGUAGACUUUCACGCUCGGAGAAACUAAUGAUUAAGAAUUGAAACCUCGAAGCUAUUUGCCAACAGGUGUCUUACUUUUCGUCCUGCAGAUAUUUUUUUGAUUUAAAAGUGAAACGAAUCUUCCUGUAAAUAUACCUCCACAACAGCUACGAUGAAUACGAGUUAAGCGCUUCCAAGCCGCCAAGGGGAAUUUUUGGUGACCACAAUUUGCCCCCUGGCGACCAAAAAUUUAUACCUGCUCACCAGUUGGCGCUCAUAUUAAAAAGUUAAUUUCGGACCCUGUGUAGUUGAGUUUUUUUGUGGUUUAUAUGACAUAUUGCUUGUACACACUAUUUUUUAAUCUUUAUUGUGCAUAAUAAUUAUUGCUUGAAGGUUGUGGCAAGACACUGUUGAUGGAUUUAUUUUACAAUGAAGUUCCCAUGGAAAAGAAGCAGAGAGUUCACUUUCAUUCAUUCAUGUUGGAUGUUCACUCAAGUAUGUUUGUUCAUAAGAUCACAUUGUAAAUUGAUUUUAUUAUUUUAUGCUGCUGACAACACCAUUUCGCAAACUGAUGAUAAUGAAGACAGCAGUAAUCAUAGGGUAAUGGAGAUAUUUCAAGAAAGGGUAAUGAUGACUUUAAGGUCGGUUAUUAAGUGGUUUUUGUGGUAGGAGUCAGAGCUGUAAAUAACAGGUCCUUCAUCAGGCAACGUUACACUGAAAUUUGCCCACAUCUGUCAAAACCCUAACUGAGGUCUGUAAUUGUUUUUUUGUGUGUGUACUGGGGGAGGGGGUACUCAACUCAGUUUUAUACGGGAGGCUCUGCACCGAGCUUCAAUCCCUUACCCUUUUGUAAUUAUAGCAUCUUUGACAGAAAAGGAACCCCAAAUUGUAUACCUGCUAUUGACAAAUGGUAUUUUUUUCACCUACCUAGUUUAGAUCUUUGCAUCCCUUUUAACUGCUGUAAAUGCACUGUCUUUUAAAUAUGAAUAAGUCACAAAACCAGAAUGUUUUCUCGAAUUUUUCACAGCCAUAAAAUGCAUCUGGUAGCUGUUUUGUGCUCUUUUACCAACCAAAAUGACAGAUUUCCAUGCCCUUUCAUAUUCUUUCACAAGUGAAAUCUCAACUACCCUGAAGCCUGAAGAAGGUACCCCUUUUGGGUGGAGCCUCCCUGUGUAGGCCAUUAUAGGGAGUAGUCUCCCUGGGUUUUUGUGGCAGGAGGCAGAGCUGCAAAAAACAGUCAUCAUCAGACAAUGUUGUACUAAAGUCUGCCCAUGUCCUACAAAAACCUACCUGUGUCUGACAUGAUGACUGGACAGAUGAUAUUACCAAGACUAUCAUUUUGUAGUUGGAGCUUGGAAAGUGAUUAGCAUGUUAGAUUUUUUAAAAAAUUGCUAUAAUCUGGAACUAUUAUUAAAAAGCUUUGAUUCAUAAAACGUAUGGUUUGUAGGGGUAAUUUUUAUUAAACCUACAAGCACUAGUGUGUUUGGCAGAAAGACAGUAUUGAAGGGUGGAUGAUAUCCUAAGUGUACAGUUGCGUACUGUUCAGGGCAAUUAUUUUCAAUGGCAGAUAGUCUUAUACAAAGAGUACAUUAUUGCCUUAAUUUAAGCAGAUUGACUGAAUUUUGCGUGACAUUUGUUUCAGGUAUUCACAAGUUGAAAAUGAGUCUCCCUGCACGGAACCCCAAGUCAGUGCGAGCACAGCCAUUUGAUCCAAUUCCACCAGUUGCUGAGAAGAUCAGCUCUCAGUGGUGGCUUUUGUGUUUUGAUGAGUUCCAGGUGAUAUGCAGUAAUAACAUCAGUACUAUGUCAGGCCAUACACAGAAGCAUUAUUAUACUUAGCAUUGUAUAAUUGUCAUGUUGAUGAAAUGACGAAUAAACGCUAACACAGUACACUAUUCAAGGCCUGAUAGCAAUAAAAACAUAACUCUCAACAAACAUGAAACACACCCCCUUUCACACGAAAAAGGCAAAAAAUUAAAAUGGGUUGAAAAAUCAUAAAAAAUCGGCUAGCGGAUUUUGUUUUCGCCAUUUUCCUCCACCGUGGAGCCUGGUCUUAGGCUACUAUACCCUGAUGGGUCACCUAACUCAAGUGUAGAUUUUACUGGUUCUUAUCUUACUUACCUAACGGAAAGAUCGGGGGAAGAGUAGACUGCAAAACAGUCGGUUUUUUCCUCAAAAUCAGUAAAGAAAUCGGUAAAGCGUGGCGUAAGAGUCUAACGCGCGCGAAGCGCGCGAGCCUCGCACGCCCGUAGGGCGUAUUUUUAGCGUCUCUCCCCAGUCUCGCUCUCUGUUUUCAGCCUCAUUCCAGACCUUUUGUUUGACUGCUCGCGCGUACUUGAAUACGCAAAAAUACGGACUGUUUUGCAGUCUAGGGGAAGAGGGAUUGAGGGAAGUUUACAAGCAUUGAACGUCACCCUUAGAUACACCCUUGUGUCGAAGUGGUUUUACGAGUAGUCAGUUUUGUUAUUUGCAGGUUACAGACAUUGCAGAUGCAAUGAUUUUAAAGAGAUUAUUCACUGCGUUGUUUGAGCAAGGCGUUGUGGUGAUUGCCACUUCAAACAGACAUCCAGACGGUAUGGUAGGGUUUAAGCAGGCAUAAAAAUAGUGGUACAAUAAACCUUGUUGCACUACAGUACUGCUGAAGAGGUUUUAUUUGAAUGGUCACACCAUAGGAAUCUAUCCACAGACUUUAAAGUUAGAACUACAUACCCAAUAAUUAUAGUACCAUGUUUCAGUACUACUGAAGAGGUUUCAAUGGUCAAACCACAGAAUUCCAUCCGCAGACUGAAAAGUUAGAACUACAUACUAGAUAAAUAGUUUAAAACUUGUUCCCGCCACUACGACAUUCUCGCUAAAACUCGUAGUAGAAUGACGACGGCAAUCAUGUUUUGCCGCCAAAAUGACGCUGGUUCACGCGUAUUGAAAAAAUAUCGUACUCGUAGUGGUACUCUUCAAUUUUCCGUGUGGCGGACACAUGGAGUUCACAUGGGCCUUUGUUCCUCCUUUUCCCCAGUUUCCUUUCAGGCGUCUAUAAUUAAAGGGGCUGUGAAUUGGUAAGUUAGUUCCACAUUUUGUGGCCAAAGCUGAACUGAAAUUAAAACAAAAUAUCCUCAGGCACCCCUUCUGAUACGUGAACUCUAAAAGAAAGGUAUCGAAUAAUUCUAUCAAUUGAAAACACAGCGUGAUCGGUUUUUUCAAGGUUGCAAUCGGUUUCCAUAUCAUGGCUAUCAAAAGCCAAAGUCAUGUACUGUAAUGGUAUAGAACAUUAUUUUGAACAAAACUGGACCAUCAUUUCGGGGUUUAUUUGAUCCCAGUGUGUAGUAAUGUGUGUUUAGGAUUUUAUAGUGAUACCAAAAAUCGUGGCACUUAUGGCUCCUUUAACAAGCACUCGCUUCAAAGGCUUUUUUAUUUAGCGUAAAAUUCCUCGAGUUAUUUUAUUUUUACUGUAUUUCUAGAUUUAUACAAAAAUGGUCUUCAAAGAAGCAAUUUUGUACCUUUCAUACCUAUUCUUAAGGUGAGGCAUGUCAUGUUAUAAGUUUUUAUCUACAAAAGAAAAUCAACUUAUAUAGACUUAAAAUCAUCUGUUCUUUCUCAGAAUUACUGUGAAGUUCUUUGUCUGGAUUCAAGAAUAGAUUACCGCAAAAUAGGUAUGACUUUUGAGCGUGUUUGGUUGUGUUUCCCUAUUUUAGGCAAGAAAAGUUAAUCGUAGGUAAACUCUGACAACGUGCGUAUUAUAUAUCUGUUUGUUUGGUUUUUUCUGACAUGCAGAUAUGUCCUUUAUUGGCAAAGUCUUCUUCAGGUAGGUUGAAUUUUGUUUUUCAAUAUAAACUCAAGCAUAAUGUUAAUAUGCCAUAGAAGUGCCAAGUGCCAUAUGGGUGAAUUCAAACCGGGAUCAGUUUUUGCUUAAACAAAGCACCGAUGGUAAAACAUUGUUGGUGGUUGGUGGUUUGUUCUUGAUCAAUACGCAACAAAUUGCUUCAACGCUGUCUAAUUUUCACUGUCUGAUGAAGGCCGGUAAAGUCGGUAGAAAUGUAGGUGAAAGUGAAAAAAACUAAAUUGUAUAUUGUUUUGUUCUUCAUUUGUGGCACUCAGUGGUGCAGGUAAUAAAAAAUGUAUAUUGAAAAAUUACUCACAAUCACUUGACUGAUUGUAAAUAAUGGUGGUGUUGUUUUUGUUCAGUUCUCUCGGCAGAACAACUGACUCAGAACUCGACUGGAUAUUCUCCACACUAGCGCAACAACAAAGGGAAGGUACGCUGUCUGUAGUUUCGUCAAAUUAAAACAAACUCAUGGCACUUUAUUGUCUUGUGACCUGCUAAUACUCUUCUCCAAAAUUGCGCGUUGCUGGCCUAGGUUUUGCUGUGGCUGCAGUGCGUUGUUGUUGUCUUUUGUUGGUUGACGCUUCAGCUCGUCAUUCCAGGGAAGUGAGGGUUUAAAAUGAGCUCGCAGAAAAGUCGCCUGUCACGCCAAUCGCCUAGCGGUGUCCACUUAAAUUACGCCAAAUAUUUCUGGUGGUCCUUACUGUUACUCUAGCUAACAUUACGUUUAAAUACUUAAUUCUGUAGUUACAUUGACAUCAAAUGGCCAAUUAGAAUGUAACGUGUACUACCUGAAAAAGUUGAUGUUUAAUGUACUGUAUACGUUAUAUUUUGCUGCCAACUCGUAACACUCUAAGGAAGCUUUUUUGUACAAAGCGACUAACGUGACGUUUCCCUUGUUGAAUGAACAGAGGAUGCCGACUGUAAACCAGGUCCAAGAGAUAUCAAGGUUGUUGGAUCAAGAAAGUUACAUGCACCCCAUGCGUGUGGAAGAAUCGCAGAUUUCACCUUUGAGCAGCUGUGUGCACAGGUAAUAUGCAAGGUUCUCGCUAUUAGAUGGUUACCCUGUGUAAGCUAUGGUAAUAUGUCAGUUUCGAAUUAUUGAAAUUCGUAAUUCGCUCCGAGGCUGAAAAGAAAUUGCAUUGAGAUUCAGGGAUGAGUAAUUGAUUUCUUUGUUCUAUUGCCCGCAGGCCCUCACCAAUGCGUUUUCAAAAGUAUGCAUUUUCGUUGUCAUGAAAAACGCAGCGAUCGAUUUGCGUCCACACUACCGUUUUGCUGCGUUUUCGACUGUCCAGACUGAAACGUUCGAAAACGAUAGAAUUGCACGUCGUGAUGUAAGUUGAACUCUAUGAGCAUGCUACAAACACACGCGCCUGCGAUAUUUUCGGUCACUGUUUUCAUUUUGAUGCGUUUUUGACCGUUUUUGACCCUCCACGCUUAAACGAUAUGUAUGCGUUUUGGUUUUGGUCCACUUUCAAGAGCGUUUUCUGAUCGAUGCGUUUUGAAUGAAAACGCUCUACGUAUUAGUGUGGACGGAAGGCCUAAGCGCAUCGAAAUGUAUUCGUUUUCAAACGAAAACGCAUUAGUGUGGAAGAGACCUCACUCGGCCUCCGCCCGAGCGAAAUAUGAAUUUUGAUAACAGGAAACUGGUGUAUUAGUUUUAAGUUUGUAGGUUAGGAAACACAAGGAUCCACGUUAAAAGGGCAUAUCGCAGUCGCGUGUACCAUCCGGACAAACUGUCAUGUCUAGUGCCCACAGAGGGUAUCUAACAGCGAAGUAUAGCGGGGAUUUGUUACAAAGCCGAAGUCACAUCAUCUGCGUGCUAUGAAAUGCUGGGAAACAAGAGGGGUAAAGCUUUAUCCUCUCUAGGAAAUAAUAAGUUAUGGCUGGCUUCUCGGUGCGUGAACACAAAGGGUCAAUUAUUUAAACGGAGUGUAGCCAGUGUUUAACAAAAACGCGUUUUAAGCCAUUUUCAGUUUGCCGAACGCUUUUAUGUAAACACCAUUUAACGUGAACAGUUUCAUUAGAGCAUAUAAGUUGAACAAGAAGAGCAUUUGUCUUCUUAAAAGAACCUACUAAGGAAGAGAUCUGGAGUUCCAAAGAUUUCCUAAACCGCGGCCUAUGUUGGACUUCGUUUAAAUAACCGACCCAGAGAGCUCCGGUUGUUGUCAGGCUGAACAUGGAGCGAUUUGCCGCGAAAACACAUUCAAGAGGGUUGGAGAUGCUCAAGUUAUAGAUUAUCAACACACGCACUAAAAAAAUUGACCCCUCAACGUAUCCCUAAUGGCAUCUCAAAAUGAUUCCUGGUAACUUCCAACGUUACUGAACUAUUGCUGAUUUUUUGGUUGACUAUUGGCAGAUUUUGACAACAAAGUGUUGCCACCUUGUAGUUUGUGUAGCUGGCGGGAUUAGCAGGCGUUAGCAUUUUUUGGCGUUGGAGCCGCCGCUGUCGCUUUGCGUGGCUACUCCGCCGCCAAGAAAGUGACCCCGGGCACAACAAUCCCGCCAGCUUCGCAGGCUACCACCUUGCAAUUGCUGGUUUUUAACCACGUGACAAGGCGUUCAUAAUGGUGGACAAAUCAUACUUUUUCUUUCUCCGAAUUUGUAUGAGAAAGAGAGUUUGACACCCUGCGAAAGGAAACGCCAUAGUUCUUGUCCACCAGCAUGGCUGCCGUGACUUCAGCAUUUCCCUAGAUAGGAUAUUCUCAUGCAAUAAUUAAUACUCGUGUAAUGUUUUUAUUGUUUUAGCCCAUGGGAGCCGCAGAUUAUUUAGCCCUGUGUGAGCAUUUCGACGUCAUCAUCCUUCGAGAUAUACCUAGAAUGACAGUGUUCCAAAGAACAGAAGCAAGGAGAUUCAUCACCCUCAUAGACGCAUUAUACGAUAAUAGGGUACGUUGAAUGGACAUUGUGGUGUAUACUGUCAAUCUUGUGUCCUUAAGGGUAUCUUUUACAUUUCAUCGUCUCGAUGUUUAUUUAUUACAACACUUUUUGUUCUUAUUUGGCUAGACUCGACUUAUAUGUUCGGCAAGCACGCCAUUAGGAGACAUUUUCAACGUUACCCCGCUGACCAACGAAGAUGACGAAUUCAAAAGAAAACUCAUGGACGAUCUGGAUUUGUCAGCGGUAAGCAAUUUUGACGUAAACAGAGACAAGUUGUUACGUCACGUUGCCAUAGUAGCAAUAUUUCUGGGUUUCAACACACCAUGGUCCUGCAAAAAAGGGAAAAAUUGACAUGUAUGACUUUCCUGUGUGUGAUUGCCCAUCAGGAACAAAACGAAGCCCAUACUUUUCUUCCAUCGUUCGACAAUUCAGAUGGCCGUCUCUGCCAAGAAAGAUUGAGAUCCAGAAAUCGUGCUACCUUGGUUACGUGACGUCACACUUUUCUCUACUGAGCAAAGAAGAAAGAGUUGGAGAAGAAAGAGCUGAAGAUGACUACCGCACAGGUUGUCGAAACGUCAUGUCACUGUCAACAACAACAUUCCUAUUCAGGACUACGUUCACCCGAACGAUCAAACUCAAUCUACUUUUGAAAUGACUCUUGGGUACAAACCUUUCACAGAGUUGGAACUGUUAAGCACGCUGAUGUGAUUGCUGGUUUAUUGCAAUAGUCGUAGUUGCUUUGUUCAACAAAGACUGAGGAUUCAAUCUUGCGUAUUACGAGAGAAGAAGCAAUUUGUUUUCUCUAAUUUUGUUUUGCACCAUAUACUGGGAGACCCCUACUACAACGAUAAACUGAUAAGUUGAAUAAGAUCGUUAGAUUUUUCUUUGGGGAUUUAGUCCUCCGCGGUAUUCGUGGCUUUCGUGAAUUUCUUUAUUGGCCUAAUGUAAGGAAAGACCGCCGAUCGAUCACCAUGUGAUUCACUUACUCACCGACAAAGCAUCACAGCUGAAACUAGCCACCCAUCACUUUUCAGGCUAUAUUGAACUAUUUUUCAUCACUUUACAGGCAAUUUUAACCAUCUAUCAUCACUUUUCAGGUUUUUUUUAACCAUCUAUCAUCACUUUUCAGGCUAUUUUUAACCAUCCACCAUCACUUUUCAUGCUGUUUUCAGCCAUCUAUCAUAACUUUUCAGGCUUUUUUUAACCAUUUAUCAUCACUUUUCAGGCUUUUUUAACCAUGUAUCAUCACUUUUCAGGCUAUUUUUAACCAUCUAUCAUCACUUUUAAGGCUUUUUUUAACCAUCUAUCAUCACUUUUCAGGCAAUUUUAACCAUCUACCAUCACUUUCAGGCUAUCCAUCUAUCAUAACUGUUCAGGCUAUUUUUAACCAUCUGUCAUCACUUUUCAGGCUAUUUUUAACCAUCUAUCAUCACUUUUCAGGCUUUUUUUAACUAUCAGUCUAUCAUCACUUUUCAGACUAUUUUUAACCAUCCACCAUCUUCCACCAUCACUUUUCACAACCUCGUCCCCAGGGCUUUUCCCAGUUUUUAAGGGAAAAGCCCUGGGGACGAGGUUGCACUUUUCAUGCUGUUUUCAGCCAUCUAUUAUAACUUUUCAGGCUUUUUUUAACCAUCUAUCAUCACUUUUCAGGCUAUUUUUAACCAUCUAUCAUCACAUUUUAGGCUGAUGCCCAGUCCAGCGCGAUAUUUACGGCAGAGGAAGAGAUUUUUGCUUUUGAGCGCACCAUCUCUCGCCUCACCGAGAUGCAAACCGAGCAGUACUGGAACUCACAAGGCUUCCGUAAAUCCUGGGAUGUGUUCAAGAGCUAA